Messenger RNA from Liolophura sinensis, 1848 nucleotides. RefSeq lists its product as uncharacterized. NCBI's taxonomy places the organism in Eukaryota, Metazoa, Mollusca, Polyplacophora, Chitonida, Chitonidae. The transcript is spliced from 6 exons. The record is from RefSeq and is a predicted model, not a curated record. Bases 43 to 792 code for a protein of 249 amino acids.
UCCUCUGUCGGUUUAUUACAGGGCACGUGUGGAAAAAACGAAAUGCCACGGAUGGGUGGAAGAAGUUACAGUGGGAAAGAGCCAGAGACAGAAGAGUUUCAGACAGAUCUGAAGUAUGGGAAUGUAAGGUCAAACAGAAUGUCCGGUGACGAAAAUGACGAUAAUGGGAACGUGUCUGAAUCAGAUGAUCAACUCUCUGACUUGUCUGCUGAUGAACACAGUGAUGAGGAGGGAGAUGAUGUGGCCGAUGAGAGCAGUGAUGAAGAUGCUCCACCACAGUCUGUGUCAUUCGCAAAGAGCAAGGAAAGUGCACUAGAGAAAAUCAGAGAUGCCAUGAAACAAAUUAACGAUGAGGAAAGGCACAAGAAAGAGAAAAGAAGACUUUUAAACCAAAAGAAUAUAGAAUCUAAGAGAAGAAAACUUGAUGCUCUUGCCAAGGCACGCCUCUCUGAUGAAAUUCUUGCUGAAAUACCAAGUAAGAUAGAAAAGGUACCCAGGGUGUCUGGAGAGGAAAGGCUGGGAAACCUGGACUGUUCACGAGGAGGUCAUAGCCCAAGUGGAUCAGAUGUUGAGGAAGAAGUUGAAAUCAGUGAAGACUUCAUUCCAUUAGGAUAUGACAGAUUCAGUGGAAUUGCUGUGAUGACAGAAAAACAAGCGUCUUCUAAGAAGAUGUCGUUAGCACAGUCCGCUCAGGAAUUCAGACAAAAAUCACUAUACAGCAAUAGGAUACAGCGAGAAUCAACUAAACAGAAGAUUUCCAAACAGCUAAAGAGGAAAGCUCGGUUCCUGUGACAGCCCUGGUUGAAGACAGCUGUUGGGUUGAAAGACUUUUGGAUGAUCGAUGAAUGAUAGAUGUCUGGAUGUGUAGGUCUGUGUUUGACUUGGAGCCCCGAGGACAAAUGUGGAGAUGACAGAUGUCUGGAUGUGUAGGUCUGUGUUUGACUUGGGGCCCCGAGGACAGAUGUGGAGAUGACAGAUGUCUGGAUGUAUAGGUCUGUGUUUGACUUGGGGCCCAGGGACAGAUGUGGAGAUGACAGAUGUCUGGAUGUGUAGGUCUGUGUUUGACUUGGGGCCCGGGGACAGAUGUGGAGAUGACAGAUGUCUGGGUGUGUAGGUCUGUGUUUGACUUGGGGCCCCGAGGACAAAUGUGGAGAUGACAGAUAUCUGGAUGUGUAGGUCUGUGUUUGACUUGGGGACAGAUGUGGAGAUGACAGAUGUCUGGAUGUGUAGGGCUGUGUUUGACUUGGGGCCCGGGGACAGAUGUGGAGAUGACAGAUGUCUGGAUGUGUAGGUCUGUGUUUGACUUGGGGCCUGAGGACAGAUGUGGAGGUGACAGAUGUCUGGAGAACAGAUAAGAUGGAUAGAUAUGUUGACAGCACAUGUUUGUACUGAUGGUUGGAGGGCAAAUAUCUUCCAUGACGGAAUAAACAGUUAAGAUGCAAUCUUGAGUAUAAUUAAAGACACUAUUUGCAGACUUGUUGAAAGUGGAACUUUGUAACGGGAAAAACAAUCUCAGUGUUCAAUCGGAAAACAAUCUCAGUGUGUGAAAUGAGAUUUUACAACUGCCGCUAUGACAUUGAGAUGGAAAACGAGAAAGAGAAAACAGUAGGUUGACUUAGAUAUUGGAGUAUAUGAGUUGAAGUCCGUGGAUCACACUCUUCAUCAAAGUUAUUGGUAUCAUCCUUAUUAGGAUUCGCUUCAUUGUUAUGGUGAACAGUGGUACAGUUAAGACAUCCAGUGUGAUACAGAAAUGGUACAAUCAUGACAGUGAUCUUGUAUUGACACAGAAAUAAAAUCUUAAAUCAAACUAACACUGAAUGAUAGUGUUGUGCAUCGUUUCCCACUUGU